Messenger RNA from Chlorocebus sabaeus (green monkey), 2786 nucleotides. It is a transcript of the gene EXOSC3, whose product is annotated as exosome component 3. The record is from RefSeq and is a predicted model, not a curated record. Gene Ontology annotation, cellular component: cytoplasmic exosome (RNase complex); nuclear exosome (RNase complex). Gene Ontology annotation, biological process: U4 snRNA 3'-end processing; exonucleolytic trimming to generate mature 3'-end of 5.8S rRNA from tricistronic rRNA transcript (SSU-rRNA, 5.8S rRNA, LSU-rRNA); nuclear polyadenylation-dependent rRNA catabolic process. Lineage: Eukaryota; Metazoa; Chordata; Mammalia; Primates; Cercopithecidae. Gene Ontology annotation, molecular function: RNA binding.
AUGGCAGAACCUGUGUCUGUUGCGGCUGACUAUCUCGCGGGCAGCCGGGCGCGCGCUGCACGCACAGUACUAGGUCAGGUGGUGCUCCCGGGUGAGGAGCUGCUCCUGCCGGAACAGGAGGACGCGGAAGGCCCUGGCGGUGCCGGGGAGCGACCGUUGAGCCUGAAUGCUGGAGCGCGCUCGCGGGUGCGCGUUGUAUGCGGCCCGGGCUUGCGGCGCUGUGGGGACCGCCUGCUGGUCACCAAGUGCGGCCGCCUCCGUCACAAGGAGCCCGGCAGUGGCAGCGGCGGCGGUGUUUACUGGGUGGACUCUCAGCAGAAGCGGUAUGUUCCAGUGAAAGGAGACCAUGUGAUUGGCAUAGUGACAGCUAAAUCUGGAGAUAUAUUCAAAGUUGAUGUUGGAGGGAGUGAGCCAGCUUCUUUGUCUUACUUGUCAUUUGAAGGUGCAACUAAAAGAAACAGACCAAAUGUGCAGGUUGGAGAUCUCAUCUAUGGCCAAUUUGUGGUUGCUAAUAAAGACAUGGAACCAGAGAUGGUCUGUAUUGACAGCUGUGGACGAGCCAAUGGAAUGGGUGUCAUUGGACAGGAUGGUCUGCUUUUUAAAGUGACUCUGGGCUUAAUUAGAAAGCUAUUAGCUCCAGACUGUGAAAUCAUACAGGAAGUGGGAAAACUCUAUCCACUGGAGAUAGUAUUUGGAAUGAAUGGAAGAAUAUGGGUUAAGGCAAAAACCAUCCAGCAGACUUUAAUUUUGGCAAACAUUUUAGAAGCUUGUGAACACAUGACGUCAGAUCAAAGAAAACAGAUCUUCUCCAGAUUGGCAGAAAGUUGAUAUAGGUGGACUUUUUUACAGUAAGCCAGGUUCACCAGAGGAAAUGCAGACUACAUGAAAAGUAUAAAGCAGCAAAAUGUCACCUGUAGUCCCAUUAUUCAGGGGGUGAGUAUAUAACAAUGAAAUAUUGUGUGUUUUCCAUUUACCAAGUACUGUGUUUUGCAUGGAUUAACUCCUUUAUUCUUACUAACUGCAGAAGACACUUAUCCUCAUAAUUGAAAUGGAGGCAGAGAAUUUAACUUGGCCUACAUUCUCUGUAUGUUCAUCACAUUGAAAUUAUAGCUUAUAUGCUACUUUGUAAUAUACUUUUGUCUACUUCAAACAGCAUGAUACAUUUCACAACUUCCAUUAAAAAUUCAUUAGUCACAUAUUUCAUGUUAUAGGAUAUUUUUGAUGUAGUAUAUUUGAUAUAUUUGGAUAUAGUUUAUUAUUAUAUAAAUAAUGAGGAUUUCUGAAUCCAAAUCUGGCCAAGUCUUAUUUUGCUAAAAUCAUUUCCUAGGAGCUAAGCUAAAACUCUUCUAUGCUAUUUAGUAUAUUAACCAAAACCUUUAAAGGUAAAAAGACUGCCGGGCAAUCCACGUCAGUGAUUCUUGGUUUCUAGACCUCUUUGAGAAUACGUGAGAUAUUAUAGAUCCCCUGAAGCCUAUCCAUAGAAAGUCAUUUUUGGAUGAAAGAGAUUAUAGAAUUUAUUGUUUAUAUGUUGAUAAAGACCAAGGAGCUUUAUGUGUUCCUAAUGAUGUUUUCUGAGGACUGGGUGGUUUUUUUACUUCAAUAGAUUUUAGGGCUACAAGUGGUUUUGGGUUACAUGGAUGAAUUGUAUAGUGGUGAAGUCUGAGGUGUACCAGUCACCUGAGUACUAUAUAUUGUACCCAAUAUGUCAUUUUUUAUCCUUCCCCUUCCCCCUUCUGGGUGUCCAGUGUCUUUUUCCACUCUGUGUGCUUACCUGUAGCUUAGCUCCCACUUACAAGUGAGAACAUUUGGUAUUUCGUUUUCCAUUCUUGAGUUACUUCACUAAGAAUAGCUUCUAAUACUAUCCAAGUUGCUGCAAAAGACACUUGGUUCUUUUUUAUAGCUGAGUAAUAUUCCAUAGGAUAUAUAUACACACCACAUUUUAUCCAUUCAUUGGUUGAUGGGUACUUAGGUUGGUCGCAUAUCUUUUAUGAUGAACUGUCUGGCCAGUGUUUAAAUAAUAGAAAGAUACUGGUGUAAUUUAUUAGGUGAUCACAGUCCUUAGGAAUUAAAUUGUGAAGGGGAGGGGACAGAGCAGAGAAGUAAUCUUUUGGUUCUGGUUCUUUUGAGUUAUUGAAUACAUUUCCUGAAUUUGCUAGCUGCUUAACUAGCAAGUUAACUAACCCAAACUGUCAGAGUAACUGAAGCAAAUAUGUCCAACUGGGACAUAAGGAACAUGAGAUUUGUGUAUUAAGCAGGUUAUCUAACAUGCUCCAGUGUCAAAAUGGAACACUUUCUAGCCAUUUUCAAGACUGACUUUCAUCAAUACUGUGUUUGCUUUACAAUUUAAUCUGUUACAAAAACAUAUGAAGAAUCUAGUUGGUACCAGGCUCAGAGAAGAUAGAAAGAUAGGUACACAGAUCUGUCCUGUUAGGAUCCUGCCAUUAGGAAGAGAAGUCCUCCAUGCACAUACUCCACAGGGUAAGAGCCACAGGAGGGAACAAAAUGCUAUGGGGACUCAGUAGGGAUAGGUCAGAACAGGCUGGAUCCUGCAAAGCUUAUUACAGAGCUGGGAGACGAUAAGCAUGAUCAGACAAGGCUGGAGAAAGUCAUCCAAUUUUAUGAUGCCAGUUUAGUGAAUAUUAAACUCUUGAUAUAACCAUUUAAACAAUUUCAAGAGGUCUCUCACAAAUAGAUAUACAACAGUUCAAUUAGCACAUCCAAAGCCAUGUGGUUUUGAGGCUAAUUCCAUGUUACAUAAAUUUUUUUUCUUCUUGAGACAGUCUUGC